AUGCAACUCAAAUUUCUGUUUGCACCCUUGUGUUUGGUGCUCAUUCAAGCAAAUCUGCUUGUGGAUGCUGGUGCCCAAGAAUGUGCUGAACCUGGAAAGGUCUCGAUCCCAACAGAUUCUUUGAGCUUGCAUUUGUUUGUCCACAAGCACCAGACCAGAACUUCAAGCACUUUGGCAUGGGCAUGUGUUUCAUUAUGUUUCACCCUGCAGCUUGUUAUAUUAUAUAAGCAUAGUUUCUUUCACUGUGAGGGGACUCUUGCACAUCUUGUAAGAUUGGAUGAGAUCUACGAGGGCCAAUCAAAGAACGCCUCAUGGAUGUCUGGAAUCGAUGUGGUCACCGGCCAGCUGAAGACGCUAAAGGCCUCAGACCUGACCUAUGGAGAGAUUCUCCCUGAGGGCUUCUUGUCAAUUUUACAAUGUAUUGGCGCCAGAGCUGGCCAAAGGUUCUUUGACCUCGGCAGCGGAACUGGCAAAAUUGCUGUGCUUGCAUCACUCUUCGGUCUCAAUUCCACCGGCAUUGAACUUGUUCCAUCGAGAUGGGAAGCAUCUUGCAGAGUCGUGCAGAAGAUGAAUUCCCUUGGCAUCAGGCCUCCAAAGUUCAUAUACGGCAGCUUUGCGGACGUUGACUUCAGUGAUGCCGACCUGAUUUUCAUGAAUUCAGUGACUUAUCCUGAGGAUGUUUUGGAUGAAGUUGCGGCCAUGGCCAAAUGUUUGACUCCGACCGCCAAGAUCGUCACUGCAAAGACAUUACUUGGCCAUUUCGAAUUGACUGGCGCCUGCUGGGCCAACGUCUCCUGGAGCUCUGCGCCCUUUGAGUAUUCGGUGCAACAACUUCAAGAGGAUGGCAUUCGAGAAGGGAAGGGCAAGCUUACCUGGGCAGACGGCUCCAGCUACAAAGGAGAAUUCCAGCACAAUUGCAUUGAGGGAAAGGGCAAGAAGACCCUCCCUGAUGGCUCUUGGUUUGAGGGGCAGUUCCAUGACAGUGAACUGGAAGGUCGUGGAACAUUUCACUGGCCCGACGGAACUGAGUUUGAAGGCCUCUGGCACAAUAGCGAAAUUGUCGGCCCUGGAUGUCACAGGUUUCCAAAUGGCACCAUGAUCACUGGCGUCUUUGAAAACCACGGGGCCACCGGAGAGGGCACAAAGAAGUGGGCCAAUGGUUCCAUGUACACAGGCACUCUCCUCAACAACAGCAUCCACAAGUACGGAGUUUUCCAGUGGCCAGAUGGAAGACGGUACAUUGGCCAGUUCCAGGAUGAGAUGAUGCACGGUGAAGGCAUGCUGUGCUGGUCUGACGACUUUGGAGUCUGUCGCUACAAGGGAACCUUUGAGCACAACGUCUUCCAGGGCCAUGGCGUGCUGGAAUGGUCAGUCAAGGCUCGCUAUGUGGGUGAGUUUUUCAAUGGACUCUACCACGGUGAGGGUACGUUUGAGUGGCCAGACAAGGCAAAUGUUUACCGUGGCCAAUGGCAGUUUGGUGAGAUGAGCGGCAGGGGAACCCUCACUACGAGUUGUGGCUCCGUAUGCUCUGGCGAGUUUCACGCUGGAAACAUGGAGGGUAGAGGAACUAUCACCUUCAUCACCAAUGACCAGUACACGGGCGAGUUCAAGGAUUCCAUGUUCAAUGGCUUGGGCUGCUACACGUGGUCCUCCGGUGUUACUCUCACCGGUGUCUUUGAGAACAAUGUCUGCAGCAAGGUUGGGAAAAAGACCUACACCAAUGGCCUCAUAUAUGUUGGUGAGCUCUUUGAAGAUCAGGAGCAUGGCCGUGGUGUCCUAACUGACGCCAGUGGCACCAGGAUAGUUGGUGUGUGGAACAAUGGCAGGCUAGAAGAGGAGCUGGUGGAAAUGAUUGUUUCUGCUACAGAGGUAGAUCCCCGCGGCCCUCCAGAGCAGCGGGUCUUUGUCGCUUCUAGAAAGCCGGACGUGCAACCUGGAAUGCACAGACCUCAGAGUUUGGAAUGCCGAUUUGCUGGAUUCCUUGGACCGUGCUUUCUCUCUUCUUUCUUUGGCCCACACAGAGCAUGA
This is a messenger RNA of Durusdinium trenchii, 2028 nucleotides long. The record is from the annotation of a GenBank genome assembly. NCBI's taxonomy places the organism in Eukaryota, Dinophyceae, Suessiales, Symbiodiniaceae.